Molecule: messenger RNA, 1221 nt
Organism: Owenia fusiformis
Lineage: Eukaryota; Metazoa; Annelida; Polychaeta; Sabellida; Oweniidae
Source: the annotation of a GenBank genome assembly
CUCUAAUUGAAUAUUCUUGGGUUGAAUACUCUCUAAUUGAAUAUUCUUGGGUUGAAUACUCUCUAAUUGAAUUUUCUUGGGUUGAAUACUCUCUAAUUGAAUAUUCUUGGGUUGAAUACUCUCUCAUUGAAUAUUCUUGGGUUGAAUACUCUCUAAUUGAAUAUUCUUGGGUUGAAUACUCUCUAAUUGAAUAUUCUUGGGUUGAAUACUCUCUAAUUGAAUAUUCUUGGGUUGAAUACUCUCUAAUUGAAUAUUCUGGGGUUGAAUACUCUCUAAUUGAAUAUUCUUGGGUUGAAUACUCUCUAAUUGAAUAUUCUUGGGUUGAAUACUCUCUAAUUGAAUAUUCUGGGGUUGAAUACUCUCUAAUUGAAUAUUCUUGGGUUGAAUACUCUCUAAUUGAAUAUUCUUGGGUUGAAUACUCUCUAAUUGAAUAUUCUGGGGUUGAAUACUCUCUUAUUGAAUAUUCUUGGGUUGAAUACUCUCUAAUUGAAUACUCUUGGGUUGAAUACUCUCUAAUUGAAUAUUCUUGGGUUGAAUACUCUCUAAUUGAAUAUUCUGGGGUUGAAUACUCUCUAAUUGAAUAUUCUUGGGUUGAAUACUCUCUAAUUGAAUAUUCUUGGGUUGAAUACUCUCCAAUUGAAUACUCAUUUGCACUUCAACAAGAUGCAAUAUGCAAAUAAUUAUAAAGUAUUACACUUUUAUUGCCUUAAAUAUUUGGAUUAUUUCAUAAAUUCUAUUCCCAUGCCAAUUAUGUUGUGUCAGUUGUUUGUAUAUAGAAUACAUUUUUAUAUGAAUUUACUAGGAAUAAUUUCCAUUGAUAUUGUAAUAUUUGUUGUAACUAUUUUACAUUUACAUUUGAAUUAAAAAAUAGUGAAUGUCAUUAUUUAUCUUCAGUAUUAAUUACACUUGUGUAAAAAAAUGUAAAAAUGUUCCUAAUGUUCAAUUUUAAACAUAAAAAGCAUUAUAAUUUCAAACACUGCUGAGACUACUGCAUUAAAAAUAUUAUAUUUAUGCACUUACCACAUGUAUUUCACUUUUACAAUGUCAGUGUUUUUGUGACUGUGUUUCUAGUUGUCAUUAAAAUCAUUAUGCAAUAAAUAUGUCAAUUUUUCAAGCCUUAUCAGUUUCACAGCUGACUCUAGCUUUUUACAAUGCCAAUUUUGUAUAUAAUUGUAUAUAAUGUAAAUACUGUACAUUCAAGAGCAAAUAAACAAAUGUUUA